AGAAAUUCAGGCACCAAUAUACAGCAUCUAUUAGGGGUCCUAAAGUUGACCCGCUAGGUUUACUUUUCAAAAUGGUGGGUGAAGCGUAUCUGUUUUGGAUUCUUUCUGUCCUGCAAGUGGUAUCUGCUUAUGGUACAGAGUUGUCUUCUGAAGCAUGUAGAGAACUUGGUUUUUCCAGUAAUCUUCUGUGCAGCUCCUGUGACCUUCUGGGACAGUUCAGCCUAAAUCAGCUGGAUCCUUUCUGCCGCAAAUGUUGUCAGGAAGAAGCACAGCUAGAAACCAAAAAGCUCUAUGCAGGGGCUGUUUUAGAAGUAUGUGGAUGAAAACUGGGAAGGUUCCCUCAAGUCCAAGCUUUUGUCAAGAGCGACAAGCCUAAAAUGUUCAAGGGCCUUCAGAUUAAGUAUGUGCGUGGCUCUGAUCCUGUACUAAAGCUGCUGGAUGAUAACGGGAACAUCUCUGAAGAACUGAGUAUCCUCAAGUGGAACACUGAUAGCGUUGAAGAAUUCCUCAGUGAAAAGCUGGAAAGGCUUUAAUUUAUACGAUUUUCAUACAUUAAUAGAUAAAAUAGUAUUUUUGUCUAAAAAGCAGUACAAUGUCUAGAUCCCAUCCCAUAUGAAACUGCUGUGUGUUUUUGUUUAGAGUACCAUUUUACAUUUCGGGGUUUUUUAAUGCCUCAAAAGAUAAUGCUACAUUUAAAUAUAUCAAACUACUACAUCAAGAUAAACAUUUAAUCAAUGUGACCUAAGUGAAUUAAAAAAAAAAAAUCCUGUAAAUUUUCUGAAGCAAUGAUUGUUUGGGUUGUUACUCCAUUUAUGCAAAAAGUCAAAUAAUAAAUGUUUACCUAUCAAUGCCAUUUUUAAUAUAUGUUUAAAGGCAAAAGACAUUAUAUGCAAGUACCAAAUACUCUAAGCCAUUUUCUUUGAGGAAAGGGUUAGUGAAUUUUCAUAUCUACAUAAAUAUAGUAAAUUUUCUUGUGAGUAACUUUGAGUAUCAUAUUACCAGUGAGUUGAAAGAGUAGAAGUGUAUCACUGCCUUCUCAGUGUUGUAUCUGGUAGGUGUACGUUUGUGAAGGAUGCACAGUAAACCUUUCUUAAAGGAAUGUGUACCCUGAUGUCUUUGCACUGCUGCCAGGUACCACUGAUGCAGAUCAAGAGUUUAAAUAAAAUAUGCUUUUUGUUUU
Molecule: messenger RNA, 1180 nt
Organism: Erpetoichthys calabaricus (reedfish)
Lineage: Eukaryota; Metazoa; Chordata; Cladistia; Polypteriformes; Polypteridae
Gene: selenof
Product: selenoprotein F
Exons: 5
Cellular component (GO): endoplasmic reticulum lumen
Molecular function (GO): oxidoreductase activity
Source: RefSeq, a predicted model, not a curated record